Aphidius gifuensis is the source of this 1521-nucleotide messenger RNA. RefSeq lists its product as uncharacterized. The transcript has 5 exons. Lineage: Eukaryota; Metazoa; Arthropoda; Insecta; Hymenoptera; Braconidae. The record is from RefSeq and is a predicted model, not a curated record. Gene Ontology annotation, cellular component: SCF ubiquitin ligase complex. Bases 1 to 1521 code for a protein of 506 amino acids. Gene Ontology annotation, biological process: SCF-dependent proteasomal ubiquitin-dependent protein catabolic process.
AUGUCUCACCUUACAACACUGUCGAUUGAAUGGGGAUGUGAAAACUCAACUCUACCAAUGACUUUAGCCAAGUCAUUAGAACAAAUUGGUGGAACCUUGAAAAGUUUAGAUCUUUCAUUUACCGUAAAUCGAAAUAAUAUUUUCUUACCAGAUUCAUUGGCUUCUGUAUUUCCUCGACUAACUACUUUGAAAUAUUUAACAAUAUGUGGUUUUGGACUAAGUCAACUAUUACUCCAGUCGAUAGGUGAAAUAAAAAAUUUGACUGAUUUAAAAUUAUUGUAUCGUUGGCAGAAACAUCAUCCAAUGAUGGAUUUAAGAAUCAAUAUGUAUCCAAUUGGGUAUUUGAAAAAUCUCGAGAAGUUACAUAUAUUUUGUGAUUAUGGUGUUAGAGAUGAAUUUUUGAUUAAUCUUUGUAAUAAUGCUAAAAAAUUAAAGGAUUUACAAAUAGUUGGCACAAACAUAACUGAUAUUGGUAUGAGUGCAAUUGAUAAUUUACAAGAACUAGAAUUUUUCUAUCUUGUAUGCCAAAAUUGGAAGAACGGGUUUCUCACUUCAUGCUUCACAAAAUAUACAUUUGAAAACAAUAAAAAUGUAUCACUUAAUGAAUUAUAUGAAACAGCAAAUGAUCCGGAGUACCUAAUUAAUCUCUGUGGAACUUAUUUAACGCAUCUAGAUGUAAGAGGUUAUCCUCUUUCUCAAAUAAUGCCAAUAAUCAAUGCUAAUUGUCCAAAUCUUGAGACCCUUUAUUCAGGAUUCAAAGAAAUAAUGAGUCAAGAUUUUGAAAAUGUUUUUUCUAAUAUGUCUCACCUUAGAAAACUGUUUAUUGAAUGGGAAUGUGAAAACUCAACUCUACCAAUGACUUUAGUCAAGUCAUUAAAACAAAUUGGUGGAACCUUGGAAUCUUUAGAACUUUCAUGUCCUUUGGACAGAUAUGAUAUUUUCUUACCAGAUUCAUUGGCUUCAGUAUUUCCUCGACUGAUUGCUUUGGAAUUUUUAUGUAUACGUCAUCUUGGACUGAGUCAACUAUUACUCCAGUCGAUAGGUGAAAUGAAAAAUUUGGUUGAUCUCAGAUUAAUGUUUGCUGGGGAGAAAGAUCAUCCAAUGUUUGAUAAAAAAGUCAAUAUGUAUCCAAUUGGGAAUUUGAAAAAUCUCGAGAAGUUAUAUAUUCUCUAUGAUUAUGGUGUUACAGAUGAAUUUUUGAUUAAUCUUUGUAAUAAUGCUAAAAAAUUAGAGGACUUACAUAUAAUUGGCAUAAAUAUAACUGAUAUUGGUAUGAGUGCAAUUGAUAAUUUACAAGAAUUAAAAUUUUUCUUUCUUGGUUUAUGUAUCUUGGGUUCGCAAUCAGAAAAAAAUGAAUAUAUCACUGAUGAAUCAAUUCAAUGUUUAUUCAAUCAAAAAUUGAUCUCCUUGGAUAUAUCAAAUUGCAUUAAUGUCACUGAUAAAGGGGUAAUUAAACUCGUUAAAAAUUUACCAACUUUGGAUACCUUAUCCAUUAGAAAUACAAAGUCUAGAGUUAGAUAA